Messenger RNA from Callorhinchus milii (elephant shark), 491 nucleotides. RefSeq names its product cytochrome b-c1 complex subunit 10 (gene uqcr11). Gene Ontology annotation, biological process: mitochondrial electron transport, ubiquinol to cytochrome c. Gene Ontology annotation, cellular component: mitochondrial inner membrane. The coding region runs from base 62 to 229 and encodes 55 amino acids. The transcript is spliced from 3 exons. NCBI's taxonomy places the organism in Eukaryota, Metazoa, Chordata, Chondrichthyes, Chimaeriformes, Callorhinchidae. The record is from RefSeq and is a predicted model, not a curated record.
GGGGCGAGGGGCGGGGCGCUGGGGCUGCCAUUUUGGCGGGAGGCGGCAGAGCGCGAGCAUUAUGUUGUCUAAGGUUCUCGGCCCCAAAACGGCGCAACUGACAAAAAGCUGGAUUCCAACAGUGGCAACAUGGGGAGCUGUUGGUGGCAUGGUUCUAUUGUUCGCUACAGACUGGAAACUAAUAGUUGGCCGUAUCCCAUAUAUUCGCGGAAAGUUCAAGGAUGAAUGAAAGUGCUCAUAAUAUUGUGAUGGAUAAAUGAAUAGUCCAUAUCGUGACUAAUGGCUUCAGAGAACAGAACAGUCUUUGUGUCUGGAGAUUGUUCUUAAUUGAAUUUCAAGCUGGAGCAGGAAUUAACUUCAACCUUUGAGCACGCCUAUCCUGUAUUGAUAUGAAACCGAUUCUGUGUACUUGAAUGAUAUAACAUGGUUCUGAGAUUACCGUUGACGCAUUUAAUUUAACCUCUCAGUAAAAUUUAAAAAUCAAUGUCAAA